This is a messenger RNA of Leptidea sinapis, 4604 nucleotides long. RefSeq lists its product as uncharacterized. NCBI's taxonomy places the organism in Eukaryota, Metazoa, Arthropoda, Insecta, Lepidoptera, Pieridae. The transcript has 7 exons. The coding region runs from base 92 to 961 and encodes 289 amino acids. The record is from RefSeq and is a predicted model, not a curated record.
CGAGAGUGGACGUAGCGAAUGUUUUGUACGAGUUACGUCAUUUACGUGGUAUCGUGUGAUUUAAGUGUUAUGGUGUUUCGAUGGUUUUAAAAUGGUUCGAAGUAAGGCAUCAAAGUGUACCUGCACUCAUUUGUGCAUCGCAGUUCUGUGGCUAUUCACAUGUUUUGAUGGGCUGCGAGCGGUGAAAAUAGUGAAAAUCAGUGUACCGGAUAUAAUACAAUAUGGUGUACAAGAUGCGGUUGUAUUAGACUGUGAUUAUACUAUUGGUAAUGAUACUUCAGGACUAAUGGUGAAGUGGUUUUUCAAGAACAAAGCCAGACCAGUGUAUCAGUGGAUAAUGUCGCAAAAACCUCAGGAUAUGGGAAUUUUGCGAGGCAGGGUUGACUUAACAUAUCGAGCUUCGAACGAUCCGUUAAAAAUGCACAGGGCCUUACGAAUAGUGAAGCCCAAUACCGAUAUAUCAGGAGAUUAUACGUGCGUUGUCUCAACGUUUAUGGAGGAAGAUUCGCGAACGAAACAGAUGAUUGUAUUCGUACCGGAGACCAACUUCCGGCUUAUCCAGAACAAGAGUGACGAUGACACGGUGAAUGUCAUCUGUGCAGCGGACGGAGCCUUUCCUGCGCCAAACCUUACACUGGCCACGCCUGAAAGGCAUUUAGACGGAGUAGUACAUCACUUAAAGCUAGUGAACGGAAGGUACUCUGCGGUUGCCAUGGUAACGCUCCUCGACGCUGAUCUUCCGUCGCCAGCCGAGUUCAUAUGCACUCUGAGGAUACCGCAAGCGAAAUAUGCAGUGCGGAAAGAGGCCAUUUAUUAUCCAGGUCCUAUAAGUACUACACCAGAGAUGCCAACUGCAGCCGACAUGCAACUCGCGGCGGCCGUCGGAUCAAAAGGUUCCAGUGUGUAUACAGCUUUAUCCAUCGUUAUUCUGCCAGCAAUAGGGCAGCUUUGUUUGUCAUAAAAAAAGAGAUGUUGCUGAGGUGAACCUAUUAGUUUUGCUGAAUUAUUUUACACCACUAGUCAAUACUUCCAAAGUCAACGGCUGUCCUGCAUUGUAAUUUUUAACCUAUUAUUUUUAACCCUAAUAUUUUUUUGUUUAUUUCUAGAUUAAAGUAUUCUUUACCCUAAAAUCUUAGCAGUUGUCCAGUAAAUAUUAUAAUAAAAUUAUAUGGAGUUAGUUAAUACAUUAAAAUAUCUUUGUAAAUAAUAUCAUCUAGAGUACACUCUUAUGUUAGUUUUUUAUUGCAAACAAUGUUAUUAAUAUAUUAUAUUGAUUUCAUAACUUAUUGAGCUUUAGCAUAAAAUGUAUGUAUUAUUGUUAGUUAUGAAAAUGUACAGCCUUUCUUAAUAAUUUGAUAACGUAUGAUAAAAUUUAUCAAUUUAUACCAAUAAUUAUAACUAUAGAAUGUAAAUAUUAUAAUUCCCAUGGUUAAAAACUAGUCUAGAGACAUUUUAAAAUAAAUUCAAUGUAAUAUGAUAGAUAAUGAUAACCUGUUUCAUUUUGAACGAAAAAUAAUUAUUAUUUAUUCGUUCUAGAAUUAUUAAUUAUGAAUAUUCUCCCCUAGAUAAUAUGUAAUUUGUUGUAAUUUCAUGAAAACAUUCAAUUGAAAGGCGAUGCUGUUGCCACAAUUUAUAAUUUUCAAUUCCAAAAAUAUAUAAUUUCAAUAAAAUUAUGUAUUUGUAUGACAAUUAAUUACAAUAACAAAUUUAAAAACAUUUUACUUUCUACUACAAAUAUAGUAUAGCUAUUCUAAAAUGGUAGAGUUCUGUGUUAAUAUUUUUUCAUUCUGUAACUAAUUUCUUCAAAUAUUUUCAUAUUAAAUAGAAUAUUAUAAUAAAACAAAGUAAAUAUACUCAGAUAAUUUACACAUCUAGACAAAGCCUCUUGCUGCUAGACAACCGAUGAAAACCGGCCCGGUUUAUUACUUUUGUGUACGUGACAAGCUACGUCUUACACUCGCGAUUUGUAUGUCACUUUGUGUUAAUGUGUGUGUAUAGCCCAAAAUAGAGGUUAACUUAAACACUUUUAAAGGAUUAAAACACGUGUAAUUGUAACAGUUUUACAUUAGAUGUUUGCGUAAAAGUUACAUUUUUAUUUCAGCUUAGAGCCCACCGCCUAUGUUAUGCUGACCAUCUUGUUUUAAUCCUUUAAAAGUAUUUUAUUUAAAUGUGUAACACUCGCGUUAAUCAAAGAAAAUACUAGAGGUUAACAGUCAACCGUAAUUUUUUUCGAUAUUUUCAUAGCUGUCACAGUUCAUCUAGAUGUAUAAAUGAUCUAAGUAAAUAUUUAAAAGCUUGAGAUGAAUAUGAUGUAUAUACUCGUAUAUUAUAUUAAUGGGGUCUUAAAAGGCGCAGUGCUUUAUAGCUAGGCUGUUCAGUAUUGACAGUAAAAUUUCCUUUCUACUUUGUAUUUUGUUGAUGUGUGAAGGAAAUGUUAUGAUAUGUCUAUACAUCUCUAUAUCUAUGUUUAUGAUAAACUUUAAAACGAUAUACGUAUACUGUACAAAUAAAGUACAAGUAAAUUUUGAUGCUUCGAAAUUUCUUGAGCAGGGUAUAAUAUAGUACUACAUAAUUCAUAAAGUUUAACCCCCGUAUUCAUAAUAGUCUGCUAACUUAAAGCAUUGCUAAUUCUCACUCUGUCUUCUUCUAUUGAUCUAAGUCAGAAUGAGAAAUAACACUCUUUAGCAGCUGUUUUAAGUUAGCGGACCAUUAUGAAUAAGGGGGUAUAUGUUUAACGGUGAUAGAUCCGGGUUUUAAAAUACGUAUUCCUUUCAAAUUUAUUUUAGUUUGAACCUGUAGAAAUGCAUUUGAAUAUGUGAAAAUAAAAAUUGCAAAAUUAGAGAAUUUAACUUAUAUUUUUGAAUUUGCAAAACAACAGACUUAAGGAUAAAUAAAUAAAAUUAAAAUAACGCUGUGUCUUAAGUUUAACUACCAGAGAUUAUAGCUAUUAAAAAUAAUAAGCAGUUAAUGAUAAAGGAUUAAAAAUUUUUUUUGCCCUACGCUCUUUAAAUGUUGCUGUUAAGGAAUACUUAUUAUAUUUGCUCGAGCAAUUAAAUAUUGUUUUAUACUAUAUUAAUAAGUCUGCGUAGAAGAUAUUAUAUACAAAACUACUUUUUAAGCAGGCUACAAAUGUUGGAAGUGGGGCACAAACUGAAGCUCACACGUACAUUCCUUUUACAUCGGACAGAUAUUUCUGUAGACGUAAAAGGCGACAAAGUAUAUCAGUUUCAUAUUUUGUUUGCCUUUUAAUACUAAUUGUUUACAAUUUCUUAUUUUUUUUAUAAAACUAAUAACUAAAAAGUAUUAUGUUAUAAAUAAAACUGAAAACUAAAUCUUAUGAACGAUGCGGGACUCGAACCCGCGACCCCUCGCGUUCCGUGCGAGGGCACUUUCCAACUGAGCCAACCGUUCGAGUGACGUAUCGUUCAUAAAAUCUUGUAUGCUUUGUUCAACUCUCACGUUGUCAUAAAAUGUUGUUUUCAGUUUUAUUUGUGUAAUUAAUCCCAGAAGUGAGGGUUAUCACUUUAAAACAUAACAAAUUGUUUGCAAGAGCGACAUCUCAAGUCAAUUUCCUAAUAUGCAAAUACUGGGGCUGAGCAGAUUUUCAACUGUAAAGUAGAUCCUGUAGAUGAAGCCACAACUUGAGUGUUAGACAAUGCAAAUAAGAUUUUAUGAACGGAGUUGGAAAGAGCGCUCGCACGGAACGCGAGAGGUCGUGGGUUCGAGUCCCGCAUCGUUCAUAAAAUUUUGUUUUCAGUUUUUCAGUGUUUGUGUAACUAAAUGUUUAUAUCAAUUAGCUUAUUGAAUUUUCGAUUGUAUAGAAAUCAAAAGCUUUACUUAAACUCUAAUCAUCAACGAAUUGGUUGCAAAUUAUUUUUGUAUUAGGUUUAGUAAACUGACUUAAAUAUUGUAAAUAAAAUGUACAAAUAUUCAAUAUGACUUUGAACACAAAAUAAUUUAUUUUACAUAUUUUUAUAAUUUACGGGUAGUACCACCACUGUCAUUUAUAUCAAAUGGAUAUUUUGAUGGCAUCUAAAAACAUCAACAAUGCUUUAACACGUUCUGAAAUUGUUCCAAAGAACUAUUAUAAAUUGUUUUUAGAUAAUUUCAAUUAAACAUUUGAGAGAUUUGUUAAAGUUAAAAUUUUAGAUUUAAUAAAGUUAAAAUUUUUAUGUGACUGUGACAUAUUCUUACACAGUUAUUGUAUUAUGGAUAUUUUGCCAAUACAAGUUCUCAUACAGGCUUACCCAUGAGAAUCUAAGUAUAAUAAUCAAACAAUCCCGCAUCUUUAGUAAAUUUUGUUUUCAAAUUAAAUUUGUGUAAUUAAUCCCAGAAGUGAGGGUUAUCACUUUAAAAAAUAACAAAUUGUUUAGAUUUGAAACAGCGACAUCUCAAGUUAAUUUCCUAAUAAUAUGCAAAUUAUAGCAACUGUGCGAUUUAAAAUGUCGAGAUGGGAGCUUGAGUUAAUAUGUUCAUGUAAAUAUUUAUACGCAAUUAAAUAGUUAAGUUUGGUUAAGAGUUCGCUGUGCAUAUGCCAUUGUGGAUAAGAUCCAAUCAAGAUAUAAUUGUGAAUUUUCUUAAAUAAAUUGAAAAGUCGGUGUGAA